Messenger RNA from Hipposideros armiger (great roundleaf bat), 2838 nucleotides. It is a transcript of the gene TREX2, whose product is annotated as three prime repair exonuclease 2. Gene Ontology annotation, biological process: DNA catabolic process. Gene Ontology annotation, molecular function: 3'-5'-DNA exonuclease activity; nucleic acid binding. The transcript is spliced from 2 exons. The record is from RefSeq and is a predicted model, not a curated record. Gene Ontology annotation, cellular component: cytoplasm. NCBI's taxonomy places the organism in Eukaryota, Metazoa, Chordata, Mammalia, Chiroptera, Hipposideridae. Bases 1824 to 2534 code for a protein of 236 amino acids.
CGUUUAGUCCUCCCUUCUUCCCGUUUUGGCUGAUCUGAGUCCUAGACCACACGUGGCAUGAGCCUCCUGCUCUCCUGGGGGGCCUGGACGCUGCCGCUAUCUUGCCUCACCCUCCCUGGGCACGAGCAGCUCCCGUUGCGUCGCUCUUCCGCCUGGCACUGCCUAGUUAAGCUUGGAAGUGUCCACCUCACCAUGCCGCCUGGCCGCCUGUGACCGGAGCCUGCCCCCACCCCACUGCCACCUCGCCCGUGACCAGCCUCAGGGUCCCAUGUGAGGACUCCUCAAAGCCCCUCAGCCUGCUCCUUGGCACCCACAGCACCUGGGAUGUGGUGAGCUGGGCCUGGCCCAGGUUUCCUCGUCCUUUUUCCCCAGGGCGCCCAGUACCAGCCUGGGGAAUUCUUGCUAGUGGCCUGACUGGUUGUCCAGGAAGCUGCUCUCUGGGCUUCUCAGGGUGACCCAGUAUCUUCCUGAGAAGUGUGCCUGUCAUAGCCACCUCCCUCUCGGAGCACGGGAACAGGCACAACUGGUGGGGCCCCCGCCUUCCUCAGCCCAGUGUCAGGUCUAAAGGGGAUCAAGGAGGGGCCCCCUCUAAACACAGCCUGUUAGGGAGGUCCACCCUGGCUGCCAGCCCCACUUGUGUCCGCUCUGCCCUACUUCACUUGGCACCCCCUCUGCCCUGCUCCCCGCAGCUGCAUCUUCGCUUCGCCAAGUCCCCUGUGGGUACUCCACACAGGAGGCUCCGUCCCGCCCAGGCUGCCUGGGCAUCACCUUGACGGCUGCAGUGGGAGGUGGGAGGACAGGCAGGCCCAUGAUCACCACUGCCCAGGCAUGCCAACUCUACAGGCCAAGUGCUGGCAUGUUCUGCUCCAGGACAACGUUCUCAGCUGCUGCCACCCGCUUCCUGGACCAGGGAUGGCCUUCUCGCUUCCUUCCCACCUUGACUGAGCCUGGUGGGCUGGGCAGGCCCUGGAGCCUGGGGCUGGAGGGGCUGGGCUUCACCCCUGCUCCCGUGGUCUCGGAGCUGUGGGUGCCGCUGGGGCAGUCCUCUACUCCUGCCCCUCGCGUUGCUCAUCCUUCAGAGGGGAAGGCCGGCUCAGCUGAAGCCUCCUGCCUCCCUUCCUCCUAACCCGGAAGCCUCUGCUAAAGGUUCCUUAGAUACUAUGGGUCAUGGUACCCUUGAGGCAGAUACCCUUCCUGGUGGAAGAUGAGUCUGAAAGCUGGGUGAGCCACCCCUGGUCACUGAGGUGGUACUGAGGCCCCGUCCUGAGUGCACCCUUCCCCUUUGUGGCUGAGCAUGGUGUGUGCAGUGACCUCUUUCCCACUCUGAGCUCGCUUUACCCUCACGAGGGGCAGCCCAGUCCCCUGUGACGAAAGGGGAACUGCGCCCUGGAGAAGAGGCCUAGUGCCUUUGUGGGAAGUGCCCCAGCAUGGGGCUGGGUGUGAAACCCAGCCUGGCCAGGCCCGGCUGCUGUAGCCUGGCCAGGUCAGACUUGGAGGCAGGGCUGGGUGGAAGGCUCCGGCUUCCUCCUGUGCCUGUGAUGACAAGUCCUCAGCCCACAGCCAGUCGGGUGCCUGCUUUCCAAUUUGUAAACACGGGGCGUGUGUCCCAGUAGCUGUGAGUGAGCGAGGGGGUGGCAAGCCGGCCGCACAGGUCCUGCGGCCUCAGGCCUUCUUGUUGCCCAACAGGCGGCAGGGGGUGGGCCAUGGCUGCUGAUUAAAGGCCGCCUGGAGCAGCCUGUGCUGAGACAGGUGUCCAGCAGCCCAGGAAACCAGCCAGCACCCGCCCCAGCUUUAGGCAUCACUGUCCCCGUGCGAACAUCACCAUGUCUGAGGUGCCCCGGGCUAAGACCUUUGUCUUCCUGGACCUGGAAGCCACUGGACUCCCCAAUGUGGACCCUGAGAUUGCUGAGAUAUCUCUGUUUGCCGUCCACCGCUCGUCCCUGGAGAGCCCAGAGCGUGACGAGGCUGGCACCCCUGUGCUGCCCCGGGUCCUGGACAAGCUCACACUAUGCAUGUGCCCAGAUCGCCCCUUUACCGCCAAGGCCAGUGAGAUCACCGGCCUGAGCAGCGAGGGCCUGGCACAGUGCCAGAAGGCCAACUUCGACAAUGCCGUGGUGCGGACGCUCCAGGCUUUCCUGAGCCGCCAAGAGGGCCCCAUCUGCCUCGUGGCCCACAAUGGCUUUGAUUACGACUUCCCUCUGCUGUGCACGGAGCUGCGGCGCCUGGGUGCCCAUCUGCCCCGGGACACCACCUGCCUGGAUACGCUGCCAGCACUGCGGGGCCUGGACCGUGCCCACAGCCAUGCCACCCGGGCCCAGGGCUGCAAGGGUUACAGCCUGGGGAGCCUCUUCCGCCGCUACUUCCAGGCGGAGCCCAGCGCAGCCCACUCGGCAGAGGGCGAUGUGCACACCCUGCUCAUGGUCUUCCUGCACCGGGCUGCUGAGCUGCUCACCUGGGCUGAUGAGCAGGCCCGCAGCUGGGCUCACAUCGAGCCCAUGUAUGUGCCUCCUGAUGGCCCAAGCCUUGAUGUCUGAGCGCCAGGAGCUUGGUGACACGGACUUCCAGGGGGACAAGGCCCACUUCCUGUGCCAUGGGCAAUGCCAGUCUUGACCAUUUAGCUGGGCUCUGAGGCCUGGAGCAGGCACCGGACCAGUGCCUCGCUGCCCUUCCCCCAUCCUCUUACUUGGGCAUCCUCUUAGCUGUGCAUCCGCCAGGCCUUCCCCGGGCUCUGGCCUACCUAGCCCCACAGCCUCACCCCUGGCCCGUGCUCCAGUAGAGUUUGCUGCUGUGGGCUCCCACCCCUUACCCUGUCUCACAAUAAACAUCACCAACUGCUCA